Drosophila montana is the source of this 1356-nucleotide messenger RNA. RefSeq lists its product as uncharacterized. The record is from RefSeq and is a predicted model, not a curated record. The coding region runs from base 559 to 1182 and encodes 207 amino acids. The transcript has 3 exons. NCBI's taxonomy places the organism in Eukaryota, Metazoa, Arthropoda, Insecta, Diptera, Drosophilidae.
GCGCUGCCCAAUAAAUAUAUACAUAGUGCUCAAAUCAUGUAUGCAUGCAUACAGACAGACCCCAACACGUUCGCGAAUGGUAGUUGGUAAAACUGUUUGGCAAUACUUUAAAUAUUUUACGAGUGCUACCACAGCCAAAUUGAGAGAGAAGCAUAGCGGCAGCGAGCCAGUGAGAAUGGGCAAGAGAUUAUGAUGUAACGAUUUAUGGACAGCUCAUCGGGAUGAGCACAAACGCAAACAUUCGGCUGGCAUAAAGUAGAAAACUACAAUUUAUGUACGAAUUCCCAGCGUCAAAACUCAUAAAUUCUCCGAGAGAUGACUGCCUGAUGAUACCCACUGAAUAGACUCGCCAUUCAGGGACAGAUCAGAAUUCGCAUCAUAUUUGUCAGCCACUUGAGCGCGCCAGACACAAAGUGUCUAAAGCAAAUCACACAUUGAUCAUAAACUAACAAAAAACUAAACAAAACAAAAAAAACGGUUCGACUGCCCCUGGGUAUAAAAGUGAGCGGCUACACGCGGCGGUCGGUUAGUUAUAACGUGGACGCUGUCAUCAUCAACAUGCUGAGAACAAUUCCGAUUUGGGCGCUGCUUAUUUGCAGUGCGAUCACCGUGGCGGAGGCAAAGCCGUUCUUCGUAAAGGUUUUUGCGCCAAUUAAUGGCUACUCCAGUGGCACCGUCAGAUCCACUGCAUCUGUGGCACCCGCCAACACUCAGUUGAUCUCUAAUCUGAUAUCGACGAAGAUUCAGCUACUUAGUAGUUUUCUGCAAGCCAAGUCAUCCUUCGGCGGAUUUGGCAUCCAGAAGCAAAUCACAUUUACAUCGGGCUCCACAUCAACAACGGAGAAGCCAGUGACCCAGCAAACCACAGAGGUAAACACAGAUUAUAUUCCGGAAGUUAGCUCCAGCACUCAAUCUGUGUACACAACAACAACAGACGACGACAUUGCGACGCCGAAGCCUACAGUACAUCCCCUCAAGCCAAUUACAACGUCAACGUCAACGCCACUAAUCCCCACGCAGAGCACCACCGAGGGCACAGUGGAGUCUACAACGGGAAGUACCCCCGGAUACAACUAUCAGACACCCUCACCCACCACCCAGGGAUACGAGUACCAGACCCCCACACCCAGUACCAUCUCUAGCACCGCCAACGCCUAUUACUUGCCCGCCUCUCGAUACUAAAUGUCUUAGUAUAUACUCGAAUGUACAUACUCGCAGCUGUAUAUGUAGUAGGUAUAUUUAGUAUAUAAGUUAAGCGCAGUUAUCGAAUGUUUAUCUAUUAAUUGAUACUCAACUCUAAUCGUUUCAUUGGCGAUAAUUAGAAUACAUUUUAAAUCUUUGAGAACAGUCUGAUUU